This is a messenger RNA of Lodderomyces pseudojiufengensis, 912 nucleotides long. RefSeq names its product RNA-binding RNA processing protein (gene RPP1). The transcript has a single exon. Gene Ontology annotation, biological process: tRNA processing. The record is from RefSeq and is a predicted model, not a curated record. NCBI's taxonomy places the organism in Eukaryota, Fungi, Ascomycota, Pichiomycetes, Serinales, Debaryomycetaceae. Gene Ontology annotation, cellular component: nucleolar ribonuclease P complex. The coding region runs from base 1 to 912 and encodes 303 amino acids. Gene Ontology annotation, molecular function: RNA binding.
AUGACUUAUGACUUAAAUAUACCGUGGCCUUCUAAUGAUUAUCAAACACAACCAACUCAACAACAACUCACAAACUUAAAAAAUACAAUCAUAACCAAUUUACAAGUUGGUAAAACUAGUCAAUGUAUAAAUUUCACAAUCAAUGAAUCCAUAAAAAUACCAUUAAAUGAACAAAAUAAAAUAAAUCCUAUUCCCAUAAAACAAUUACUAGAAGAACUAAAACCAAGAUUCCCCAAUUUAAGAUUAUUUUCUCGUAUAACAUUAUCAAUAAAUGAUACAUCAAAAUUACAAAGUAUAACAAAAUUACAAAAUUCAUUUGAUAUUAUAAGUAUACAACCAUUAACUGAAAAAGCAUUACAACAAACAGCAUUAAAUGUUGAAUGUGAUUUAAUAAGUCUUAAUUUGUCUCAAAAAUUUCCAUUCUUCUUAAAAUACAAGACUAUUGGAAAUGGAAUUCAAAGAGGUUUAAAAUAUGAAAUUAAUUAUAGUCAGUUAAUUGGUGGAUCUGCUGGUUAUCAAGAUAAUAAUAUAAGUGUAAAUCUUAUAAAAAAAAAUUGGUUUAAUAAUGUAUUACAAUUAAUAAGAAGUUCAAGAUCAAGAGGUUUGGUGGUGUCAAGUGGAGCUCAAAAUCCAUUACAAAUAAGAAAUAAUAAUGAUAUAUUAAUAUUAUUAGGUACUUUAGGUUUAGAUAAAAGUAGAGCAAAAAGUUGUAUAACAACAAAUCCUGAAAGUGUUUUAAUUACAGGUAGAUUAAAAUUAAAAUCUUAUAAACAAGCUAUAUUAGUUGGUGAUGAAAAUAUAAUAUCUAAUGAAAAUGAAGAUUUAAAUAAAAAAAAUAAUUUGUCGGGUUAUAAAAGAAAAUUUGAUGAUACUCCUACUGGUAAAUUACUAAAAAAGGCUAAACACCAAUAA